AGUACCGUAGAUAAUUUGCUUCCGCAGAAAUCGAAACUAAAAUAUGAAAAGGAAUACCUUAAAUUUGACCAGUGGUGUAAAGAAAAUAAAGCCCAACACAUUUCGGAGAAUGUUUUAUUAGCAUAUUUUGAAUUACAAACUCAUUUGAAAAAGCCAUCGUCAUUAUGGUCAAUGUAUUCGAUGCUACGAUCCUACCUAAAUGUGCAUAAAAAUGUAGAUAUAUCAAGAUACGUCAAGUUACAAGCACUGCUAAAAAGAUUUUCGCAAGGCUAUGAGCCAAAAAAAUCAAAAAUUUUAGAUUUAGAGCAAAUUAAUCGAUUUAUUCAGGAGGCUGACGACAAGCAUUAUUUAGAUACAAAAGUUAUUUUAAUAAUGGGCUACAGUGGGGCAUGCAGACGCGAGGAGCUGACUAAUAUGGCACUGGGCGACAUCCAAUAUAAAAAUGAUAUUGUUGUUGUAUCGGUGCCUAAAACAAAAGUAAUGAGACAGUUUGUCAUCACCGAGAAAUUGUGGAUUGAUAUUAUAAAAAAAUAUAGCAGCAUACGCCCAGUUAAUACUUGCCAUCAACGAUUCUUUGUAACAUACCGUAGUGGUCGCUGCAUUACUACUUCGAUCGGAAUCAAUACAAUGGGCAAGACGCCACGAAAGAUUGCAGAGUUUCUACAAUUAGCCAAUCCGGCACAAUACACUGGGCACUGUUUCCGGCGUUCAAGUGUCUCACAUUUAGCUAACAGCGGUAGUGACUUGGUCACCAUUAAACGACAUGGCGGGUGGAAGUCCUCCGCGGUUGCCGAAGGAUAUAUUGAAACGUAGGUUCAACGAAAAGUGGAAGUUGCAGG
Photinus pyralis (common eastern firefly) is the source of this 839-nucleotide messenger RNA. RefSeq lists its product as uncharacterized. The transcript has 2 exons. The record is from RefSeq and is a predicted model, not a curated record. Gene Ontology annotation, biological process: DNA integration; DNA recombination. Bases 172 to 813 code for a protein of 213 amino acids. Lineage: Eukaryota; Metazoa; Arthropoda; Insecta; Coleoptera; Lampyridae. Gene Ontology annotation, molecular function: DNA binding.